GCCUCGGCCUCCAAUGAGAGGGUGCGCGCGCGGCUCGAGGUCACGUGGCGCGAGCGAGAGAUGGGGGUGACGAGCGUGUGCCAGUGGCCGCUGGCAGAUGGCAAGAGCAUCCAGCAGAACGUGGAGAUGCUGGCCAAGAAGCUGGAGCUGAUGGGUGCCACCAAGCAGGCCUCCUUCUUGGUGGACUGCGAGAUGUACCACCCGGUCUCCAGCACGGGUCAGUCCAUGAAGUGCAUGUAUGUGAUGCACAACUCGGAGUACCCGCUCAGCUGCUUCGCGCUCUACGAGAACGGGCCCUGUCUCACGGCCGACGUUGGCUUCGACGCACUCAUGCUGAAGCUCAAGGGCCUCUUCCAGAAUGCCAAAAGCAACAAGGUUGAGGCACGAGGAACGCGCUAUGUUUAUGCAGACUUCCUCAUCAAGCUCGGCACAGUCACCAUGGGGCCCAGCUCCAAGGGAGUGUGUGUGGAGGUGGAAUACUGCCCAUGCGUGGUGCCCAGUGACUGCUGGGGCCUCCUGCAGGAGUUCAUGCAGGCCCUGCUGGGCCCCCAUGCGCCCGUGAGUCCGCCCACGGCUGGCGCGGGCCGGGCCGAUGGGGCCACUGGUGGCGCGGCACUUUACACCGCCGCUGACACCAUGGUGCAGUACAUGGAGCUGUUCAACCGCAUGCGCAAGCAGCAGGGCCCCUCAGCGCCCACACAACGCUAGUCUGCCUAUUCGCGAUUUGGAUAAAGUGCUAAAAACUGGACAAUUGUAAAUUACUACUGAAGGCCUGACCAAAUCCCCUUUCAUAGAUCCCACAGUCUCCAUGAGGACAUUUAGUCAAGAGCACCAUCCGCUUGCUACAUAAUACAAUUUAUAUUUAUAUGGCAGUUAACUUUUAUAUGGCAGCAUAUGUGACUGUCUCGAGACGCUCUACAAACAGUGGGGGGGGCAGAGGUGGAUAUCGGAUAUCAGGGAUUUCUAGGGUGUGAAGAGAGGAGGGAUGGGCUGGAGACACUUAAUAGAGCAGCCACAGGCAGAUGAGAAGAGAUCUCAAAGCCAGAGCUGAAUUGGAGAAGUGUCUCAGCAGUGUGGACAAAUAGAGUUCCGGACAGCGGGGCAAGCAGCAGAGGAGUGACCUCCCAUUGAGUGGAGGUUGACUGAAAGUGAAAUCAGACGAGAGAAAAGAAAAACCUGAAUAUUUUGGUUUUAAGCGUUCACACAAAACAAAUCUCAUUGUAUUAUUUAAUAAAUCUCACAAAUGCGUAGA
Messenger RNA from Petromyzon marinus (sea lamprey), 1252 nucleotides. RefSeq names its product mediator complex subunit 20 (gene MED20). The record is from RefSeq and is a predicted model, not a curated record. Gene Ontology annotation, biological process: regulation of transcription by RNA polymerase II. Lineage: Eukaryota; Metazoa; Chordata; Hyperoartia; Petromyzontiformes; Petromyzontidae. Gene Ontology annotation, cellular component: mediator complex. Gene Ontology annotation, molecular function: transcription coactivator activity.